GCGCGGGAAAGGCGAACAUGGCGGCGGGGAGCGAGCGCUGAUCUGGGAUUCCUGCCCCAGCUCUCCCGGGAUCCCACUGACCUGCCCCCAUCCCCUGUCCGGAGCCGCGUGGUCUGGGCCCCCCCGGGUGUCUCGGCCGGGAUCCCGCCAUGGAGGAGGUGGAGUCGCGAUUCCUGCACCUGCUCCAGCCCAUCCGGGACCUCACCAAGAACUGGGAGGUGGACGUGGCCGCCCAGCUCGGGGAGUACCUGGAGGAGCUGGAUCAGAUCUGCAUCUCCUUCGACAACGGGAGAACCACCAUGAAUUUCACGGAGGCGGCGCUGCUGAUCCAGGGCUCUGCCUGCAUCUACAGCAGGAAGGUGGAGUACCUGUACAUGCUUGUCUGCCAGGCACUUGACUGCAUCUCCAAUAAAAAGAGGGAGAAGCUGCCCACCUCCCUGAGACCCGACGGCCGGGAUGACGAUGCCACCUUCACAGACGUGCAGGAGCAGCAGUUCCUGUCCCUGGAUGACAUCAAGGACACCAGCCAGGCCAGCGUGGACAUGAGCAGCAAUCAGCAGCCCAGUGCUGUGAACGUCGUUCCCUUGACCCCGAUGUCUCUGGUCCCCCCGGAGGAGAUGGAGAAGAAGGAAAACCCCCUGUUGAGCCGGAAAGGGGAGGUCCUGGCGAGCCGGAAGGAUUUCCGGAUGAACACCUGCACCCCCCACGCCACGGGAGCGUUCCUGCUGGAGCUGGCCGGGCUCUCCCCCACACACCUGCAGGAGCAGCGCCUGCGGAGCCCCAGGAGAGCCACAGGAGCUCCGGGAUCUGGUCCUGGUGUGGAGCAUCCGAGUGCCAGCGUGGCUCCAAUCCGGGCACUGAGCUUCUCUGAGGAGGCAGGUGCUGCAGGACCAGAUGAUGACAACGACAUUCCCGGGGCCCUGGGGGACGACGUGGAAAUGACUCUGGCCCCGAAUGAACACAUUGAGGCACAGAGGAGUUCACCCCGGACACGGGGAUACGUCCUGCGGGAGAAACCCCCCAGCCAGGACCCCAGAGCCCACAGCAAGGAGGUGCCAGAUCCAUGGCAGAGCCUCGACCCCUUCGGAGACUCCGAGGAGAAGCCGUUUAGGAAAGGGAGGCCCUUCCUGAUGUCCCGCAGCCUGGACGACGUGGUGGGAGGCAAGAGGAAGAGGAGGGGCCCCAGGAAGCUCCAGGACUUCAUGAGGUGGUUCUCUGCAGCCUACAACAAUGUCACAGACAGCCGGAAAACCAGGAGGAAAGGCCCCACCUUCGCAGACCUGGAAGUGCUGUACUGGCGGCAGCUGAAGGAGCGGCUGGCGGCACAGAGGAAGCUCAAGAGCCAGGGGGAGCCGCUGUGGGAGCCGGAGCUGGAGCAGGAGCGUGGGGCUGACUGCGACCAAGGGGCAGCAGAUGAUGAUUUUGUGGAGCAUGAGGAUGUGGAGGAGGAUGUGGAGCCCGAGGUGCCAGAGGAGUUGGGAGAAGGAUCCCUGGACUCCCCGGAGCUGGGAUAUGAAGAGCUGGUGCGCAGGAACGUGGAGCUGUUCAUGGCCAGCUCCCAGAAGUUCGCGCAGGAGACGGAGCUGUCCCAGCACAUCCGGCGCUGGGAGGAGCAGAUAGAGCCACUGCUGCAGGAGCAGGAGGCCCGGGCGCCCUUCGACAUGCGGGAGUACGGGCUGGCCCUGACGGGGCGCUGCGGGGGGCUGGGACGGUGGCACUCCCUCGCCAGCCUGGUGGCCGGGCAGCCCCCCUUCGAGGUGUGCCGGUACCUGCUGGCCUCGCUGCAGCUGGCCAACGACGGGGUGGUGGAGCUGGAGCAGGACGAGGGGCUGGAGGCGGCGCUGGACACGGCGCGGCUGCGGCUGCUCACCCUGCGCCCCGCCCACGAGAGGUUCCAGGGCUUCCAGCCCCCCUCCCUCAGGGACCCCCACCCCCAAUAAACCCCCCGUGUGCAGGAGCA
Molecule: messenger RNA, 1960 nt
Organism: Pipra filicauda (Wire-tailed manakin)
Lineage: Eukaryota; Metazoa; Chordata; Aves; Passeriformes; Pipridae
Gene: NCAPH2
Product: non-SMC condensin II complex subunit H2
Exons: 21
Coding region: 150-1940 (596 amino acids)
Biological process (GO): meiotic chromosome condensation; mitotic sister chromatid separation
Cellular component (GO): condensin complex; nucleus
Molecular function (GO): chromatin binding
Source: RefSeq, a predicted model, not a curated record